Molecule: messenger RNA, 991 nt
Organism: Tupaia belangeri chinensis (Chinese tree shrew)
Lineage: Eukaryota; Metazoa; Chordata; Mammalia; Scandentia; Tupaiidae
Gene: TMEM52
Product: transmembrane protein 52
Exons: 4
Coding region: 14-700 (228 amino acids)
Source: RefSeq, a predicted model, not a curated record
UUCCGCGCUGAGCAUGGCCCGGGGGGCGCCGGCCACCCGCGCGCUUCUGUUGCUGGUACUACCGCCGCUCCUGCCGCAGGUGGGUCGGGCCGCACGCUCGGUUGGGGCCCCCCGAGGGGCGGGUCUGAGCUUGGCCACGCCCCGUCCAGAUUCACCCCUGUCCCCACAGGUGGCGCUGGGCUUCGCGGACGGCUGCGACCCCUCGGACCAGUGCCCGCCUCAAGCCCGCUGGAGUAGCCUUUGGUACGUGGGCCUCAUCCUGCUCGCUGUUCUGCUGCUGCUGCUGUGCGGGGUCACAGCCAGUUGUGUCCGGUUCUGCUGCCUCCGGAAGCAGGCUCAUACCCAGCCACAUCUGCCACCAGCAGGGCAACCCUGUGACCUGACAGUCAUCCCUGUGGACAGUGACAGCCCUGUGCACAGCACUGUGACCUCCUACAGCUCUGUGCAGUACCCACUGGGCAUGCAGCUGCCCCUGCCCUUUGGGGAGCUGGACCUGGACUCCAUGGCCCCUCCUGCCUACAGCCUGUAUAUCCCUGAGCUGCCACCCUCCUAUGAUGAGGCCAUCAAGAUGGCCAAACCCAGAGAAGAGCAGUCGGAGCCUUCCCAGAAGCCCAGCCCUCCACCUGGGCCUUCAGGCCUAGAGACCACCCCAGGGCCCCAGGAGCCCAACACCCCUGGCUGUAGCCCUGGUACCCCUUGAGGGGUUGGGACAACUCUGCUGGAGCCAUCAGACCAGUGUUUGGAGUACUGGCACUUGGAGCCAGAGGUCCCUAGCCCACCUCACCAUCCUUCCCCUGGGAAGGCCAGCCAUCCAGCACAUUGCUGCAGCCCCGGCCUCGUUGCUAUGUAACGCCGGCCAGCCCCCAGGCAGGCUGCUGCUUUCAGUCCCAGUUCCUGGCCCGGCCACAUCAGGCACUCAGCCUGGAGAAGGCCCACAGGCCUGAGCCUCAGGAGCUCAGAGCCAGCUGUGACAUCCACAGCUUUUUUGGAG